UGCAUUUGUACUUAGCUGUCAUUAUUCUUCACUAAAUUACCAUACAUAUUUUUCUAAAUCAUAUAAUUUUGUACUAAAGGUUUGUUUGGUUAUUAUACAUUUGCACUAGUACUAUGUGAGAACCAGUCUUUCAAUUCCUUGCCCUCCUUUUCUUCACCCUGCUUCCUGCUAACUCUUCCUCAGUCUGUCUGCUGCCCUGAGUCUUCUGAGUCUGCUCAGACCUUUCAGCAGCCGGCCUCUGCGUCCCUCUCAAGUCUCUCUGCUGGCUGAUUUCUCUCUUCCAUCAUCACUGCUCCACUGCCUCCCUUCCCUUGCCUCCACCUCCACUCUCCCAGCGUCUCAGCUCUGUCGCCUCGCCUCUCUGCUUUUACUUCCCCGCGGGAGCCGGUCAUGAACACCAAGCCCUCGCUGGACGGGAGCACUGACGUCCUGAAGAACAGGGAGGCUCAGGAGAUCCCCCCUCUGAGGAACUACCUCUGUCUCACCAUGUUCACCUGUUUCUGCCCUGCGUGGCCCAUCAAUAUUGUGGCGCUGGUUUUCUCUGUGCUGGCCCAAAAGAGCUACAACGAAAAGGACUAUGACGGCUCCAAGCGGCUGGGUCGGAAAGCCCUCCACCUGGGGAUUGUUUCUUUUAUCAUUGGCUUUCAUGUGGUGUGAGCUCUUGAGGAGGAAGACGAGGUGGAAGUAGAGAAGAGGUGAAACUGUCACAGAGGGAUCCGCUCCAUGGGAUGCAAAGGAUCUCUGCUUUGCUUGUGGCACCGACAGCUCUGGAGGUUUUGUAAGAGCUGGCUGAGUCUCACUUUACUGCCAAAUACGCCUUGGUUUGGCCUUGGCAGAUGAUAUUGCAAACACAGUUUUUGUAUUUGCAAGGUGAAAGGAAUGAUCAUGCAUUUGUCUCUAUGAAAGAGGACCCUACCAAUACUGUUUGACAACUUCCAUUAAAUCUUAUUGUUUACUGUAGCUAUUAAUAACUUAUUUCUUAUUAAUUGUGAUCUAACACUGCCAAUUAAAGCAGAGAAAUAUCUUUGACACGCUGCUCUGCUUCACUUUACAUGUGUACAUGGGGACUACAAUGUAAAAUAAAAAGGUUUUCUUUCAAAAAACGCAGUCUGGUAAACACAAGAACUGUAAAUGUACUACGAUUGAAAAAUGAGUUUCAUUUGAAAGUUAGAUUUUAGUGUUGUGAAUAAAUGACUCAAACAUCC
Micropterus salmoides (largemouth bass) is the source of this 1205-nucleotide messenger RNA. RefSeq names its product transmembrane protein 233. The coding region runs from base 391 to 657 and encodes 88 amino acids. The record is from RefSeq and is a predicted model, not a curated record. Gene Ontology annotation, cellular component: membrane. Lineage: Eukaryota; Metazoa; Chordata; Actinopteri; Centrarchiformes; Centrarchidae. The transcript is spliced from 3 exons.